AUGAAUCAUAGGGUGUGCUCUAUCCUAGCAACAAGCACCUGGAUGUGUGGGUGUGUUCAUGCUACCAUCCUGACCUCCCUUACUUUCCAGUUACCUUAUUGUGACCUCAACCAAGUAGGCUACUAUUUCUGUGACAUUCCUGCUGUCUUACCUUUGGCCUGUGCAGAUACAUCUUUAGUCCAGAGGGUUAGUUUCACUAAUGUUGGUCUUUUGUCUCUCAUAUGCUUCUUCCUCAUUCUCAUCUCCUACACUUGCAUUGGGAUCUCCAUAUCAAGGAUUCGCUCCACAGAAGGUAGAAGGAGAGCCUUUUCCACUUGUAGUGCACACCUCACAGCAAUCCUUUGUGCCUACGGACCUGUCAUCAUCAUCUAUCUACAACCCACUCCCAGUCCCUUGCUUGGCUCAGUGGUUCAGAUGUUAAAUAAUCUUGUGACUCCCAUGUUGAACCCCUUGAUCUACAGCUUAAGGAAUAAGGAUGUGAAAUUUGCCCUCAACAAAGUGUUAAAUAAAAUGGGACUCAUUGUUGAGAAUGAGUAA
Vombatus ursinus (common wombat) is the source of this 537-nucleotide messenger RNA. Its product is annotated as putative olfactory receptor 10D4. The transcript has a single exon. Gene Ontology annotation, biological process: G protein-coupled receptor signaling pathway. Gene Ontology annotation, cellular component: membrane. The coding region runs from base 1 to 537 and encodes 178 amino acids. The record is from RefSeq and is a predicted model, not a curated record. Lineage: Eukaryota; Metazoa; Chordata; Mammalia; Diprotodontia; Vombatidae. Gene Ontology annotation, molecular function: olfactory receptor activity.